UUUGGGUGUAGUUACGGACCGGCCGGCGACCGGUGGCGGAUAGCGGCGGGCAGCCAUUGAAUUGGGUGCCACAGUGUGUGAGAGGCGUGAUCGUGUUCCGCACAGUGCAGCGGCACGGCAGUGUCGGGCCAAACAAAAGGCGGGUGACGGCCCGCAGGUGCGGUGCUACCGCCCACGUCAUACGACAGUGUCACGUGUCUGUGACAGUGAAUCAGACUGGCGCGGGCCGGCCGCCGCCGCCGCCGCCGCCCACCAGUCCCCGCCGCAGCCGGUCCUAGUCGGUGUCUGAGCUCCGCGCCGGCUCCCCUGCUGCUGCUGCUGCUGCUGCUCGCUGGACCGACCCUCGGUCUCGACUCGUGCCCGUCCGUUCAGACCAAUCCCAGCGCCAUGGAGCCGGUGACCAGCCACCAGGCGCAGGCGGCCUCCCGGCUGUACCGAGUGCUGGCAGAGGCGGCCGGCGACGACAACGUGUUCCUGUCGCCGUUCAGCAUCGCCACCGCGCUGUCCAUGGCCUUCGGCGGCGCCGGCGGCGACACGGCGCUCCAGCUGCGGCAGGCGCUGGCGCUGCCCGAGGACGCCGCGGCGCUCCACGACGGCUACGGCAAGGUGCUGGCCAAGCUGAACGACCCGCCGAACGUCACACUCAGCACCGCCAACAAGAUGUACGUCCAGAACUCCUACAAGAUACUGGACAGCUACCUCGAGCUCAUGAAGAACCAGUACCUCAGCGAGCUGAAGAGCGUGGACUUUGCAGACGCGGCCGGCACGAGCAAACUGAUCAAUGAUGACGUGGAUUCACUGACGAGAGGGAAAAUCAAGGACUUGAUCGAUCCGAGUGCCCUGAACGCACUUGUCCGCCUGGUGCUGGUGAAUGCCAUCUACUUCAAGGGCUCGUGGCAAGAGAAGUUUGACAAGAAGGCGACGCAGAAGCAGGACUUUUUCGUCACUCCAGACAGCGCCGUGAAGACGGACAUGAUGUACAUGGACGGCAAGCGCUUCAACUGCGGCGUGCUCUCCGACCUCGGCUGCAAGGCUCUGGAGCUGCCGUACGAGGGCAGGCGGUUCAGCAUGUUGCUGCUGCUGCCCGACAAGAAGGACGGACUGAAGGCUCUGGAGGAGAAGCUUGCCAACACACCGGUCCAGUCCAUCAUGCAGAAGCUGCACAGUGAAAAGACUACCAUCAGCAUCCCCAAGUUCAAGUUGGAGACGUCCUACAACCUCGAAGACCAUCUGAAGAAGCUGGGCAUCGUUCACUUGUUUGAUUUCAAUUCGGCGGACCUGUCCAAGAUAUCGGGCAACAAUGACCUCUUUGUGUCCAAGGUAGUCCACAAGGCCUUCAUUGAGGUCAACGAGGAGGGCGCCGAAGCGGCCGCCGCCACGGGCAUGAUCAUGAUGAUGCGAUGCAUGCCCAGGGAGCAGUUUGAGUUUUUUGCCAACCACCCGUUCUUCUUCGCUAUCGUUGACAACGAGGUCGGUGUGGUUCUGUUCUCCGGCCGUUACGUCAAGCCCGAGUGAGCGGCAUACCAACAGGUUCAAUAUGUUAACAUGGGUCUAGUCACUGUGUGCCUUGUGGACUUUAUAUAAUCACUGCAUUUUUCGGAAGGAAAGGGACGGCCCCUGGUGCGAAUCCCGUCUUGUUCGAUGCUGUCUAUGUGAUAAACAAA
Molecule: messenger RNA, 1664 nt
Organism: Amphibalanus amphitrite
Lineage: Eukaryota; Metazoa; Arthropoda; Thecostraca; Balanomorpha; Balanidae
Product: leukocyte elastase inhibitor-like
Exons: 1
Coding region: 388-1515 (375 amino acids)
Molecular function (GO): serine-type endopeptidase inhibitor activity
Source: RefSeq, a predicted model, not a curated record